AUGAGAAUCCCACCGAUCCCAGCGGUUCAUGAUUUCGGUCUGUUCAUGUCUCUCAUUGUGAGCUGCUGCUGGCUUUGGGUGUCCAUUCUCAUGCCUGCUGCCCUUUGCAUCUGGAGCCAGUGUGGAGCUGCCCAUGCCAACGCCUGUCCCAAAUGGUGGACCACUCUAACGAAACUGUCCACCAGCCCCAGUCCGCUCUCAGAUGAAGACGAUGUUGCUCUAAUAACGGUAGAAAUGGAACCAGGUGUGUAUGACUCUGAAUCCGAUGCGGUACUGCUGUCACUCUCAGCUGAAGCUGCUUUGGCCGUGUCCACUGAGGGCAGUGUAGGGGUGGUCAGCGCUCACCUUCAGAAGCUCCUGAGACACUGGGUGGCAGAGCCUGUAGUGGAGAAACGGAAAACCAUUAUAGGUGGUCUCCUUACUGUAUAUGUGUUUAAACUGGAGCUGGGCUCUGCUGUUCCUCUAUAUCGUUAUUCACUAAGUGCCAGCGUACCUGCACCCUGGCAGGCAUCAUCGUCUACACAUGGGGAUGUGCCCUUCUUUCAGGCCUACAGAAGUCCCCAUAGCAACUUCAGCACACGGAUAAGCGUGUGCGUGUCUCAUGCGUAUCACCCGCGGCCGCGCUGGAUGCUGACUCUGCGCUCGUGUGACGACAGCCGACGCUGGAGAUCAGAGUUUGACUUCUACGUGGCGUCGGUCGAGCAGCAGCACAGCAGGAAGCUGUAUUUCGCCCAGCACACGAUCAGCCCGUACCCCAGUCGUGUGUGUGAGGGGCCGCCGGGGUGUGUGUUCAGCUCUGGACCGGAUGGACCCACUCAGGGCAGCUUCUAUGCACCUCUACCUACAGCUCCUGCCCAGGUUAAGAUCUCCAGGACCUCCGGCUUUAACCCCUGCAGUGGAGGUCAGUGUGGGAAACCAGCAGUGCGUCCUCUAGUGGACACCGGAGCCAUGGUGUUCGUGGUGUUCGGCAUACUGGGCAUCAACCGCACUCAGCACUCUGACAACCAUGUUAUUGGAGACCUGGGUAGUGUGAUCUACGAUCCAGACUUUGAUGUUUUUAAUGAGAUCGGGCACUUGUGCAAGCUGUGCAAAACCAUCAGUGCCAACACCAAGCUGGUGAAGCCUGGUGGAGCUCAGUGUUUGCCAUCAGGUAACAGCCUCACAUCUAUCCUGCCGUUACUCCAUCCUGAGUGUCACUCUCUUCCGGAGCCCAAUCUUUUGCCUGGCCAGCUAUCCCAUGGUGCAGUGGGCAUACAGGGCGGUAGAGUGCACUGGAUCUCUAUGGCUUUUGAAUCAACCACCUACAAGGGAAAGUCUUCGUUUCAGACUCACUCUGAUUUCCUCCAAUGGGAAAGUUUCCUGCAGAAACAGCUCGCAUCAAUCCCAGCAUCCUCGGCUCUGAGACGAGGCUUCCAGACCUGCCAACACUGGAAACAGAUCUUCAUGGAAAUUAUAGGCAAGAGAGUAAAAAUAGAACGUGGCAAAGACAGAAAGGAGCUUUGA
Molecule: messenger RNA, 1503 nt
Organism: Sinocyclocheilus grahami
Lineage: Eukaryota; Metazoa; Chordata; Actinopteri; Cypriniformes; Cyprinidae
Product: patched domain-containing protein 2-like
Exons: 11
Coding region: 1-1503 (500 amino acids)
Cellular component (GO): cytoplasm
Source: RefSeq, a predicted model, not a curated record